Plectropomus leopardus (leopard coralgrouper) is the source of this 2117-nucleotide messenger RNA. It is a transcript of the gene slc35h1, whose product is annotated as solute carrier family 35 member H1. The record is from RefSeq and is a predicted model, not a curated record. Lineage: Eukaryota; Metazoa; Chordata; Actinopteri; Perciformes; Serranidae.
GUCACUAGUUGCAGAAGGCGAGUGAUAAUAUUAAAAGUUCACGGAGCGCACUUUGUACGUCAAGAAAUAACGGCUUAUCUAGUUGUUUUAUAGUCAGCAGGCGUUAAUAAACCCAUGUCAACAGAGCAAUACCGGUGAUGGAAAGAAAGCUAAUGUCAGUUCAUGGUGUAUAACGUAGUUAGCGGACAAUGGGACCUGUCAAACUUAGCCAAACAACCAUCUGGUGCGUACCUCCCAUUCCCUAGCUACUGUCUGCUAUGGGUGUUAGGAAGAAGUGCAGAUUCAGUUUGACGAUGUCCUCUUAACAACAGCUGUCCUCUCUCAAACACUGAUCCUGGCAUCCCUGCAUGGCGUGCCCCGUCCAGUUCCUGUGCCGGGGGCUUCGCACUGUUGGACUAGUUCUCCUGUACUAUGUCUUUUCUAUAGGCAUCACGUUUUAUAACAAAUGGCUGAUGAAGGGAUUCCACUAUCCGCUCUUUAUGACGUUGGUUCACCUCGCCAUCAUCUUCUGCCUGUCGACUCUGACGCGACGGGCCAUGCAGUGGCGGACAGGGAAACCCCGCAUCAUUUUGAGCUGGAGAGAUUACUUCUACAAAGUGGCACCCACAGCCUUGGCCACAGCACUGGAUAUUGGACUUUCCAACUGGAGCUUCCUGUUCAUCACCAUUAGCUUGUACACCAUGACCAAGUCCUCCGCAGUGCUCUUCAUCCUCUUCUUCUCCCUGGUCUUCAAACUAGAGGAGCCGAACCCAUUCCUGAUCCUGGUGGUCCUGCUGAUCUCCAGCGGUCUGUUUAUGUUUACAUAUGAGUCGACCCAGUUCAACAUGGAGGGCUUCAUCAUGGUGCUGCUGGCGUCCUUCAUAGGCGGGAUCCGCUGGACCCUCACUCAGGUCCUCAUGCAGAAAGCAGAGCUGGGCCUUCAGAACCCAAUAGACGCCAUGUACCACCUACAACCUCUCAUGUUUCUUGGCCUCUUUCCCCUCUUCCUCUUUAAUGAAGGGCUCAGCCUCAGCAUGUCAGAGAAGUUAUUCCGGGUGACGGAGCUCUCACCUCUCCUGUAUUCAGUCUUCACGCUGAGUAUCGGCGGCGCACUGGCCUUUGGUUUAGGCUUCUCAGAGUUCCUGCUGGUCUCCAGAACCUCCAGCCUCACAUUAUCCAUAUCAGGGAUCUUUAAGGAGGUGUGUACUCUGAUUUUGGCAGCAGCUCUGAUGGGAGACAAAAUGAGCAUGCUUAAUUGGCUGGGAUUCGCUGUAUGUCUGUGUGGCAUUUCAUUGCAUGUGGGACUCAAGACAUAUUAUUCCAGAAAUAAGGGGCCGUCUUUAAGACAGCUCAACAGUAAGAGCCCAGAGCUCGAGUUGCCAUUACUGCGGCUGAAUGGAGACGAAAAAGACGAUUCGGCCGCUGAAGACGAGGAACAAGAAAUCACUCUGCACUGACAUCACAGGAAACGGGCCACUGAUGUCUAAACUGUCUUUAUACUAGUCAUUCCUUUUACCAUUGGACGGUUGGAACAGUGACGCCAAAGCUUUAGAACGCCCAAAAACUGUCAUGUUUGGGAAACACUGCCACAAAAAAAGAGGAAGCAGCCUCCUCAGCUCUUUUCCUCCAUCGAUCAUGUCUUGUGGCCAGGCCAGGGCCUCAUUAUGUAGCUUACAUUAUGACAAAAGUUAUGAUUUUUUUGCCUUAGGGGAGCUUCAAAAAUGUAGCUUAAACAUUCAAGUGUCAUCAAAGUAUGAUGUAUGGAGAGAGAGAGUGGGUGUUAAAGGGAUACUUUGACACACUGAAUUAUAGCGGGUCAUUUUUCUCUGCUAGAUACUUGUCACACAGUGGGAAUAUCCCCUUAACGCUAUACAUAUGUGUGCUUUUAUAACGUUAAUAGCAUUUUAAGUGGCACAUAUUGCUACAGAAUGUGGUUCAGGAAAAAUGGACUAUAAUUCAAAGUGUGCUAUUAUCCUUAUAAUACAGAGUGGGAGCAGUGGUAACCAUAUUUCAAAUUACCUUAUUUUUUUCCCCUUAAAUAUGUAGCAUUCUGAAGUAAGGGUUGACUGAUAUUGGUUUUUCAGGGCCGAUACUGAUACCGAUUAGUAGAAGUUAAUGAGACCGAUAACUGAUAUUAG